CCUAAAAAAUGAAUGCAAAUCCCAUUUCAGAUUCAGACAUGGCCCUUCUUCAGUCCAUACAAAAUUAUCUUUUAAAUGAUUCUGAUGAUUUCCCUGUUGACGGCUAUAAAGAAAUAAGUUCAUGCGAUGCAGAAAUUUACAGCCAAAACUCAAGCUUUAACAGUUCAUUUUUUGCAGAAAGCCCUGGAAUACUAAUAUUUGAUGAUAGAUUAUCAUGCUGUGAUGAUACUGUGUCAGAAGAGUCGGAAUCUGUGCGUGGAAUCAAAGUGCCAUCAGAGUGGAAGCGGUACAUAGGCGUGAGGCGGCGGCCGUGGGGGAAGUUUGCGGCAGAAAUAAGGAAUCCCUCCAAGAAAGGCUCAAGAAUUUGGCUGGGCACAUAUGAGACGUCAGAGGAUGCAGCAUUGGCUUAUGAUCGGGCGGCUUUCAAGUUGCGUGGCGCAAAAGCUCGGCUUAAUUUUCCACAUCUUAUUGGCUCCAAUGUAUCGAAGCCGGUUAAGGUGACAGAAAAACGUAAGCAAUCUUCGGAGGUUAUGUUAUCGUUUUCAUUGCCGGAAAAUGUUGGAACAAAGAAGAUGAAAAUUGAGGUCGCUUCCUAAUAUGUGUUCUCAAACAAUAUGGAGUGUCAUUAAAAAAAAAAAGAAAAAAAAGAAAAGAAAAGGGUAAUAAUAGACAAGCAAGAUUUUAUCCCAUACAUAGAAUAUUUUGUAUUUCCCACUUUAUGGUAAAGUUUCAAUAAUCGAAAUAGGAACAGUUAGCCAAUCUUUUUGUGCACCCCAUAAUA
This is a messenger RNA of Olea europaea var. sylvestris, 781 nucleotides long. Its product is annotated as ethylene-responsive transcription factor 1-like. Gene Ontology annotation, biological process: regulation of DNA-templated transcription; ethylene-activated signaling pathway. NCBI's taxonomy places the organism in Eukaryota, Viridiplantae, Streptophyta, Magnoliopsida, Lamiales, Oleaceae. The coding region runs from base 9 to 596 and encodes 195 amino acids. The transcript has a single exon. Gene Ontology annotation, molecular function: DNA-binding transcription factor activity; DNA binding. The record is from RefSeq and is a predicted model, not a curated record.